AAGAGAGAGAAGGGCUUCAGUUACAACAUCUCAGCAGGAAGUCUCAGUUGUGGUUUUAAAUGCAGGCCAGAGAUUCUCCUGCAAGAGAAACUUUGUGAGCAACAGCAGAGCGAGUGAGGAGCGUUCAGCAGCAGCAGCAGCAUGAGCAGCCGUGUGGAGCAUCCUGCUGCGGGCUACAGGAAGAUCUUUGAGACGGUGGAGGAGCUGAAUGAACCCUUACCUGCAAAGAUCACUGGCGUUAUCCCCUCAUGGCUCGGCGGCUCUCUCCUCCGGAUGGGUCCAGGUCUGUUCGAGGUCGGGGGCGAACCUCUCAACCACAUGUUUGAUGGACAGGCUCUGAUACACAAGUUUGACCUGAAGGACGGUCAGGUGACCUACUACAGGAAGUUCAUCAGGUCAGACGCGUACGUCCGUGCGAUGGCUGAGAACCGAGUGGUCAUCACGGAGUUCGGCACGGCAGCGUACCCCGACCCCUGCAAAAACAUCUUCUCCAGAUUCUUCACGUACUUCCGAGGCAUCGAAGUGACCGAUAACUGCGUGGUGAACGUGUAUCCGAUCGGCGAGGACUUCUACGCCGUCACAGAGACCAACUACAUCACCAAGGUCGACCCCGAGACGCUGGAGACGCUGGAGAAGGUGGACCUGUGCAAGUACCUGUCGGUGAACGGGUUGACCGCCCACCCCCACACCGACUCGGACGGCACGGUCUACAACGUCGGCAACUGCUUCGGCAAGAACAUGAGUCUGGCCUAUAACAUCGUCAAGAUCCCGCCGGCGCAGAAAGACAAAUCCGACCCCAUAAAGAAAUCCCAGGUGGUGGUUCAGCUCCCCAGCAGUGAGAGGUUGAAGCCCUCCUACGUGCACAGCUUCGGCAUGACGGACGACCACUUUGUGUUCGUGGAGCAGCCGGUGAAGAUCAACCUGCUCCGGUUCCUGUCGGCCUGGAGCAUCAGAGGAGCCUCCUACAUGGACUGCUUCGAGUCCAACGAGAGCAUGGGGACGUGGUUCCACCUGGCGACUAAAGACCCAGCCGGCUACAUGAGCAGCCACAAGUUCAGGACAUCGGCCUUCAACCUGUUCCACCACAUCAACGCCUACGAGGACGACGGCUUCAUCGUGGUCGACCUCUGCACGUGGAAAGGUCAUGACUUUGUGUAUAACUACCUGUACAUGGCCAACGUGAAGGACGAGUGGGAGGAGGUGAAGAAAGCAGCGAUGAGAGCUCCUCAGCCCGAGGUCAGGCGAUACGUCCUGCCGCUGGACAUACACAGGGAGGAGCAGGGGAAGAACCUGGUGUCUCUGUCCUACACCACGGCCACUGCUGUUCUUCACAGUGACGGCACCAUAUGGCUCGAACCUGAGGUUCUCUUCUCUGGACCAAGACAGGCCUUCGAGUUUCCACAGAUUAACUACUCUCUGUAUCGCGGGAAGAAAUAUUCCUUCGCCUACGGCCUCGGGCUCAACCACUUCAUCCCCGACAGGAUAGUCAAGCUGAACGUCCAGACCAAAGAGACGUGGGUGUGGCAGGAGGAGGAGUGUUACCCGUCAGAGCCGCUGUUUGUCCCAACACCCGGAGCCACAGAGGAGGACGACGGUUUGCUGCUGAGCAUCGUGGUGAAGCCCGGCGCGGAGAGACCGAGCUUCCUGCUGCUGCUCGACGCCGCCAACCUGAGCGAGCUGGCCAGGGCCGAGGUGGACGCCAUCGUGCCCAUGACUCUGCACGGCACGUUCAAACCCCGCCGCCGCUCGUCCACGCCCGAACCCGACUCGUCAGUGGACCUGUGCAAGUACCUGUCGGUGAACGGGUUGACCGCCCACCCCCACACCGACUCGGACGGCACGGUCUACAACGUCGGCAACUGCUUCGGCAAGAACAUGAGUCUGGCCUAUAACAUCGUCAAGAUCCCGCCGGCGCAGAAAGACAAAUCCGACCCCAUAAAGAAAUCCCAGGUGGUGGUUCAGCUCCCCAGCAGUGAGAGGUUGAAGCCCUCCUACGUGCACAGCUUCGGCAUGACGGACGACCACUUUGUGUUCGUGGAGCAGCCGGUGAAGAUCAACCUGCUCCGGUUCCUGUCGGCCUGGAGCAUCAGAGGAGCCUCCUACAUGGACUGCUUCGAGUCCAACGAGAGCAUGGGGACGUGGUUCCACCUGGCGACUAAAGACCCAGCCGGCUACAUGAGCAGCCACAAGUUCAGGACAUCGGCCUUCAACCUGUUCCACCACAUCAACGCCUACGAGGACGACGGCUUCAUCGUGGUCGACCUCUGCACGUGGAAAGGUCAUGACUUUGUGUAUAACUACCUGUACAUGGCCAACGUGAAGGACGAGUGGGAGGAGGUGAAGAAAGCAGCGAUGAGAGCUCCUCAGCCCGAGGUCAGGCGAUACGUCCUGCCGCUGGACAUACACAGGGAGGAGCAGGGGAAGAACCUGGUGUCUCUGUCCUACACCACGGCCACUGCUGUUCUUCACAGUGACGGCACCAUAUGGCUCGAACCUGAGGUUCUCUUCUCUGGACCAAGACAGGCCUUCGAGUUUCCACAGAUUAACUACUCUCUGUAUCGCGGGAAGAAAUAUUCCUUCGCCUACGGCCUCGGGCUCAACCACUUCAUCCCCGACAGGAUAGUCAAGCUGAACGUCCAGACCAAAGAGACGUGGGUGUGGCAGGAGGAGGAGUGUUACCCGUCAGAGCCGCUGUUUGUCCCAACACCCGGAGCCACAGAGGAGGACGACGGUUUGCUGCUGAGCAUCGUGGUGAAGCCCGGCGCGGAGAGACCGAGCUUCCUGCUGCUGCUCGACGCCGCCAACCUGAGCGAGCUGGCCAGGGCCGAGGUGGACGCCAUCGUGCCCAUGACUCUGCACGGCACGUUCAAACCCCGCCGCCGCUCGUCCACGCCCGAACCCGACUCGUCAUGAAUCAACCGACUCACACUGCCUCACAGCCGAGUGGAUUUCUCAAUUUUUCUCCAAAUUUUGAAAUAUUCUUUUGUGCCAGAGCAGCUGCUGGGGUAGAAAAUCAGAAAAUGGGAUCUGAUCCAGACUGACUGUGACGCUGUCGGUGACUGAAAACUCCUCACGAGUCAACUUACUCUGACGGAUUCUCUGUAAAACAUUAAUGUGGUAUGAAAAUUACUUUUGUUUUUCAUUUAUGUUUUUUUUCUUCUGGAACGUAUAUAUACGCACGAAAACAACAUAUGACAACACGUUCCUUCCGUCCUUGAGCUCAAAGCUCCACAAAUGAUCCGUGGCGUGAUAAAGUCUGACACUUUACUUUGCUUUUGACAAUGUUGUAUUUCAUAAUCAAAAGGGAACGUGCACAUUUAUGAAAACCGUCCUUGUAUAAGCAAACGCUACAAAUACAUUCAUACUAAAAAUGUUUUGCAACAGAUAUUUUAUAUUGUAAUCACAUUUCUUUUUUUCUUUUAAACAAAAUGUAUAUUUCAAUUUGCCCUCUAGUGGCCAAUAAAGUCUGUUAAUGCAGUAUUAAGUUAAACUUGAGGCUUUAUUUUUUAGUUUUGUUUUGACGGGAAUAACAUGUUAGUUUUACUCUGUAGCCACUUGUUAUUGUUAUUUCCAUUUCUCCUUAUGAUUUAUGUAACAAUUUACAAGCACUUUCUUCUGCUUUUGUUUAAAGAAUAAAGGUUUAAAUUCAUAACUCAAAA
Messenger RNA from Scophthalmus maximus (turbot), 3659 nucleotides. Its product is annotated as retinal Mueller cells isomerohydrolase-like. Gene Ontology annotation, biological process: retinal metabolic process; zeaxanthin biosynthetic process. The record is from RefSeq and is a predicted model, not a curated record. NCBI's taxonomy places the organism in Eukaryota, Metazoa, Chordata, Actinopteri, Pleuronectiformes, Scophthalmidae. The transcript has 23 exons. The coding region runs from base 142 to 2913 and encodes 923 amino acids. Gene Ontology annotation, molecular function: all-trans-retinyl-ester hydrolase, 11-cis retinol forming activity; retinol isomerase activity; beta-carotene 15,15'-dioxygenase activity.